This is a messenger RNA of Hyaena hyaena (striped hyena), 3854 nucleotides long. RefSeq names its product clusterin associated protein 1 (gene IFT38). The coding region runs from base 359 to 1642 and encodes 427 amino acids. Gene Ontology annotation, cellular component: centrosome; cilium; intraciliary transport particle B. The transcript is spliced from 13 exons. Gene Ontology annotation, biological process: cilium assembly. Lineage: Eukaryota; Metazoa; Chordata; Mammalia; Carnivora; Hyaenidae. The record is from RefSeq and is a predicted model, not a curated record.
UUUAUCUAAUUUCAGAGAUGGGCCUGCUCUUUGCCGUAUUGGAAGACUCUGAGAGGUUUUUGAGUUGGGUUAGCUUAAGAGUUCAGAAAACCAAGGAGGGGACUGGUGAUUGAUAAUAGUUGCAGCUGACCUAGUUUGAGUUGUUAUGAUCGGCCAGGUAGUUCCUGUUCUAGGAGUGUGCAUCGUUUCAUUCACUCCUCGGAACUACUCUGUGCUCCGGUAUCUAGGAGGAAACGGGUAGCGAGGUCAGGUAACUCGGUCAGAGGACACAGGCGGUGAGAGCUGGCGCUGGAGCUUGAAUUCAGGUUGUCUAACUUGCAAAGCCUGCGUGCUUCCUAACGGAGCUGAUUUUACAGAGAUGAUGAGAGCCUUGGGAUACCCCCGACAUAUCUCUAUGGAAAAUUUCCGCACACCAAAUUUUGGACUUGUGUCUGAAGUGCUUCUUUGGCUGGUGAAACGGUAUGAGCCUCAGACUGACAUCCCUUCAGAUGUGGAGACUGAACAAGACCGAGUUUUCUUCAUUAAGGCCAUUGCCCAGUUCAUGGCCACGAAGGCACAUAUAAAACUCAAUACCAAGAAGCUUUAUCAGGCAGAUGGGUAUGCAGUGAAAGAACUUCUGAAGAUCACCUCUGUCCUUUAUAAUGCCAUGAAGACCAAAGGGCUGGAGGGCUCGAAGAUAGGAGAAGAGGACAUCAGCAAAUUCAAGUUUGAUCUUGGCUCAAAGAUUGCAGACUUGAAAGCAGCCAGGCAGCUUGCUUCUGAGAUCACAUCCAGGGGAGCCUCUCUGUAUGACCUGCUGGGCAAGGAGGUGGAGCUGAGGGAACUGAGAACAGAAGCAAUUGCCAGACCUCUAGAAAUAAAUGAGACUGAAAAAGUGUUGAGAAUUGCAAUAAAAGACAUUCUGGCACAGGUUCAGAAGACUAAAGACCUGCUCAAUAAUGUAGCCUCUGAUGAAGCUAAUUUAGAAGCCAAAAUUGAGAAGAGGAAAUUAGAACUGGAAAGAAAUCGGAAGCGACUCCAGACUCUACAGAGUGUCAGGCCAGCCUUUAUGGAUGAAUAUGAGAAGAUCGAGGAGGAGUUGCAAAAGCAGUAUGACAUUUAUCUAGAGAAAUUUCGAAAUCUGGCUUAUCUGGAACAACAACUUGAGGACCAUCAUAGGAUGGAGCAAGAGAGGUUUGAGGAAGCUGAGAACACGCUGCGUCUGAUGCAGAACAAGCUGAAGGAAGAAGAAAAGCGUCUGCUCAAGAGUGGAAGUCAGCCAGGAGAGCCCGAGGCAGCCCUAAGUGAUAAGCCUGCAUGGAGUUUAUCCCCUCCCGAGAGGCCCAGCACAGGUAAUGAUGACUCGGACAUUGACAUCCAGGAGGAAGACGAAUCUGACAGUGAAUUAGAGGAGAGACGGCUGUCCAAGCCACGGACGGCCAUGGAGGUGCUCAUGCAAGGAAGACCCAGCAAACGCAUCGUGGGCACAAUGCAGGGUGGAGACUCCGACGACGACGAGGACUCGGAGGACAGUGAGAUUGACAUGGAGGGCGAUGAAGAAGACGAUGAUUUGGAAGAUGAGAGCGUUGCUCUCUCGCCAGCAAAGCCCAGUCGAAGGGUCCGGAAGCCUGAGCCCCUGGAUGAGAGCGACAAUGACUUCUGAUCUUUGUGCCAAGAGACCAGACAGAUUAAAUUCCUCAGAUCUGUAGGUAAACGGGAAGUUAGAAGGUUAGGAAGGAACCUAUUUUGUUCACUAAACCAGCUGGACUUGUUAAUGAAGCAACACCUAGUUCUUCUUUAGCCUCCUCUGGGUUACUCCACAGAGCUUCAGCGAGACCUGAAGCAAACCCCAAAGAAGAUGGGGAUUUUAUUUUUACCUUCUUUAUCUCUUGAAACUUUGGAAACAUCUGUGUUCUUAGAGAUGCACAUCUGCAGGACAAAAACCUGAAGGGAACUAAGGGUCAAUACUGUUCAUCUUGGGAGUUGUAGUGAGUUUCCACUAAGAGUGGGGGGGGGGGGGCGGGGGAGGGGCCUGUGGCCACAAAAGCUUCAAAUGUAUUUUACUAAAAUUUCCCAAAUGAAAGUUAGGCAAGUUAGGUGAAAACCCACUUUCCUUCAAAACCAGGCAACAGAGAGAUGUUUCAGAAUAUAAAUGUCCCAUUUUCUCUCAGAAGGUUGACAUUUCUUCAUAGGGGAGAGCAAGCUGAAGAAAAGGUGUUGGUACACAUUCAUGUUGUUGACUAAAAAAAAUUAACCAGAAUUGCAUUAGGCUGAGUAGCACUAGGAUCCUUUCCCUGAUGUGGUGUGAGAAGUGACAGACCGGUGGAGUUGUGUUGCAUUUCUGAUAUGGAAACGCAGAGCUCUUCUCAUACAUUUCUCAGUUAUGAACUCAGAAGACUCUGAAGUUCCUUAACUCUUAAUAAAUGUAUUUAAUGCCAUAUUUUUAUAUUAUUAAAUAAGUUUUACUUGAAAGUGUAAUUAUGUUGUUUAUUUUCACCUAGAACACAAAUAUGUAUUCAAGAAAAGUUCACAGGUUACUGUGGUACAUGUCAACUUUGAGGAGACAGUGUGACGAUGAUUUCUAUCAUCUUAGCUUUUUUGCCUGUCUCUUCCUAACUCCUGUAUAGGAGAUUACUCUUUUUUUAAAAUAGCAUUCGGUUAAUUCGGCAGUGAUGGAGAUGUGCCCUGUUUGAAAUGGUGCAGUCUCUGCACUGUCACCUCAGAGCCCAGCAUAGGUCUAGAACCCAUAAACCAUGAGAUCAUGACCCAUGCUGAAAUCAACAGUCAGACGCUUGACUGACUUGAGCCCCCCAAGCACUCCGUCCUUAUGUGAUUCUUCUAAUGGGCAUUAAUGUGGAAGCAUGACCCAACCUACAGGUAACCCCUCCACCGAUAAUAGGCGCCAGUGCAGUGCGCGGUUUAUUAUUUCACUUCUUCCUUCAAAGUCCCUCAUCCCUCGGUUAACUGACUGCACAGCCUCCCCAUGGAGUGGUACUUCUUACUCGGGCAGCUUCUGCCAGCAAAGGAGCUUCAAGUACCUGAUCGUAGUUACUAGUGUGUGUCUGUCACUGUCACCGAUCCAGAAGUCAGAUAUAUAUGAGAGCCUGUGUCCUGGUGUCUUUUGUUUUGGCCCAAGCAAUCACUUCUUGGCCUUUUGGCUAAGAUCAAGUGUUUUGGUCCAAGCAUCAGAACAGACUCAGGCCCCAAAGAAAAUUAUAUGAUUAGGUCAAUGAAAAGCCAUCAUUUAGAUCAUUGCCAACUGUUCUUUGUUUUUACCUGUGUAAGUAAAGGACCUCUUAAAAUGUUUUACAGCGUGUGUAUUGGCUGAAAAUGUCAAGGGCAUUUUUAAGUCCUUAAUUUUUAUUGGUGGUAGCCAUCAAGAACCAAGUCCAAGGACUUCCAGUGGGAGGUCUGAAGAACUGUUGCCCUUUUAGCUGGAACAGGAAGAAGACACACGAGCGAUCUUUCGUUAGUGUUUUAAACUGUAAUAUCGUGUCAAACGUCUGAAAGGAAGUGGAGUUGGCUUAAGCUAGCAACACACCACAUAAAUAUCAUAGUUGCUAGCCUGGCCUGGAGGACUCCGAGGUGCUGGAAUCCAGGACUGGGUGAAUUGGAAGAAAACUAAAACUGCCCAGAACAAAAGGCCUUGCGACGGGGAUGAGUGGGACAGGAGGACCGAGAGCUCAAGCAGGGAUGUCCUGAGGGGAAAGUGUAACUGAUGAAAAAACCCGUGUGCCUGUGAAACAGUAUUCUGAUUUUACACUUCUCUGGGGCGGUUCGGAAAGAAUUAAGCAAUAGUGACAUAGAAAAUUGAGUUUUUUAAAAGGUGCACUGUUCAUUCGAAGAAGAACAAUAAAGUACAUAGGAGAACAUGA